Molecule: messenger RNA, 1122 nt
Organism: Spirometra erinaceieuropaei
Lineage: Eukaryota; Metazoa; Platyhelminthes; Cestoda; Diphyllobothriidea; Diphyllobothriidae
Source: the annotation of a GenBank genome assembly
AUGACCUCCGACGGCUGCAAUGUGGAGGAGGCGAUCAUCGAGGGUUUCAUCUGCCCUUCAUGUCUUAGUUCGUAUGGAAGAGCUGAACUUCUCGAAGAACACUUCAGAAUUCAGCACAUUCGCCCAGCAUCUGCCAAGCGCGAUCAUGAUCUACAGCCCUUCAAGCGCGCGGCCGUAGGUAAUGCCUCAACCUUUUACACAUUGCAGUCCGGUCUUGCUGUCUUAAACGUUUAACCAUGUAGAAUGUUCCUUUUUGUUUGCAUUUAAAUGUAACUAAGCUUCGACUCGAUGGUUCUGCCGUCGUGAUUGACGACGGCCAACUUCGCCACAGUGGAUGCUAUACCGAGGUGUUUUAGUGGUCGCCAUAGCACGAUUGUAGAUGUUCAGAUAACUUAAUGCUGUGCUUGAAUGUCCGGAUCAGUAUGGACUGGUCAACGGACACCCAUUCGCACCGUAGUAAGUGCACAGGGUGGCAAAUCAAACUAAUACGUGAUUGUAGUGUAUGGUCGUAGUGGAGUCAGGCUAUCUCAAUAAUGGCGUUUGUCUUGCACGCCCUUGUGUGUUGCGAUGAAUACAGAGGUGUUCGAUAAGAGCGAAUCAAGACCUAAAAAUUUGAUCAGUUUUUCCUUUGAUGCUAUUCCUCCAGUGGCGUAAUGGGAGGAUUGGUGGCGGGAACACUUCGGCGGGUGUUGGGGCUUCUAAUAAGGUCCCUUCGAGCCCAAAAUGCUUAUUUGGAAUGUGGACACAUGAGUUGCUGUGUGUCAGCAUGUUCUGUUCGCUUUAUUUCAUUCUGACAUGCUCGCGCUUUUGUGUCUGCCAGUCUCCACUUGCUUUCAAGUAUUACCAUUCCAGUUUUUCAGGACAUCAUCAUACCUGAAGCCCCUGCGCUAUGGUUUUCCAGGUCUUCGGGCUGAACCCGUGACAUUUCAGCCCGAUUUCCAAGGUCUCCUCGUUGGUUCGAUCGUCCCCACAGCAAGCAUCUUUAGAACUAUCAGCCUCACAUAUUGUUUGAAGACUCACAGCAGUCGUCCCCAUGACUCGGCUAAUAAGUCAGACAUCAACCUGCUUCAGGGUCUCGAAGAUGCUAAGUAUGCUAAUCACUUUCGGGACUCCAAUGCCUGA